CUGUAUGGGUUAUUGUCCAUCAAUGGUUCAUGGAGGGGCGAGGUCGUCCGACGCACCAGCAUGAUGGCCGUCACGUUGUUAUGACAAGAGAUACGUCAAAUUUGUAAUAUUUUUCAUAAUAGCUUGGGCCGGCGAUUAUCGUAUCUCUGGAAUUGGUUUUAAUAAUUAAAAAUUGUUCCUGGUACCUUGAUGUACACGCAAACAAUAAAAAUGCCGGUCCAAAAGGAUUCAAAUAUUGUGAAAAUCGCUGUUCAGAUGACGGAUCAAGUGCCACAACUUAUUGAAUUUAAUCAAAAGCAUCCACUUACUGGGAUUAUUCAGGAACUGUGCAAUGGGUGGGGUCUCUCUGACCCUGAAUCUUAUUCAUUACAAUUUUCUGAAAGUAAUAACCAAAAUUAUAUCACAGAAAAAAAUCGCAAUGAAGUAAAGAAUGGUAGUAUUUUAAGAUUGGAGUUUUCGCCAUCUAAAACAGCUUGUGAUAUUUUAACAAAACUUAAUAAUGGAACUAUGGAAGAAAAAACUGUAGCCUUGCAAAAAUUGAGUACUCUCAGUACAGAUAUGACAUUUGCAUUAGAAUUUAUUAAUAAGCAAGGAUUAGCUUUAAUUAUAUCACAGGUCGAAGGUGAGAAGUAUAAAGGUAAUGCACUUGCAUAUUCGCUUCAAUCAUUUGUGGAACUUAUGGAUCAUGGAAUUGUUUCAUGGGAUAUAUUAGAAACCCCUUUUAUCAACAAAGUAGCAAGCUAUGUAAAUAAUCAGGCUGUUACCCAAGAUACCAGUAUUAUUGAAGCUUCGCUUAGCAUUCUUGAAAAUAUAGUAUUAAACUCUUCUGGAAAAUAUGGCCAAGUUGAGAAAGAAGUGACCUUUCCCAACUUAGUAAUGCAUCUACAAAGUAUGCGUCCACAAAUCCAACAAAAUGCAAUAGCUUUGAUAAAUGCUUUAUUUCUUAAAGCUGAUUUAGCUAAACGUAGAUCUGUGGCUGCAACUCUCCAAUCUAAGCAAGUUAGGAAUGUUUUCCUAACAAUUGUCAUACAGUCUACUGGUCAAGUUGGUGCGGAAAUGGCACAUCAAUUAUAUGUAUUGCAAACAUUAAUGUUAAGUCUCUGGGAGCAGCGUAUGAUGACGAAAAUGGAUCCUCAGGAUCAAGAUGCACAUGAUAAAAUUAAAGAACUUAGAAGAAUUGCUUUUGAUACCGAAGGUGCAAUAGGUGGAGAUGUAACCGCUCGUAAACAAGGCCUCUUUGCUAAAGAUUAUAAAAAAUUAGGUUUUAAGUAUGAUAUUAAUCCCGCACGCGAUUUUAUGGAAACACCUCCUGGCAUGCUUGCUCUAGAUUGCAUGGUCUAUUUUGCCCGGAACCACACCGAAUCUUAUACUAAAGUUGUUCUGGAAAAUUCAUGCAGAGCGGAUGAACAUGAAUGUCCGUUCGGUAGAACAAGCGUGGAACUCGUUAAAUUACUUUGUGAAGUAUUACGUAUUGGAGAGGCACCUAGUGAACAAGGUCAAUCAUAUCAUCCAAUGUUUUUUACUCAUGAUCAUCCAUUUGAAGAAUUUUACUGUGUAUGUAUAGUUCUUCUAAACAAAACUUGGAAGGAAAUGAGAGCAACUACCGAAGAUUUUGUAAAAGUAUUUUCUGUUGUAAGAGAACAAAUUACUAGAGCACUUCAAUGUAAGCCUACAGGAUUGGAUAAAUUUAAAAAUGAGUUGCAACAAUUAACAUAUUCAAGAAUCACUAAUCUUUGGCAACAAGAAAGGACUAGCAGGGAAGAAUGGGAAAGUCAUGCAAGACCAGUUGUCGAACUCAGAGAACAAAUUACACCUGAAAUUUUAGAACUUAUUCAACAACAACGUUUAGGUUUUUUGGUAGAAGGUACCAGGUUUAUGAAAUACAGUGCCAGAGGACAGAGAAUUAAGGACAAAUUUUGGUAUGUUCGACUUUCACCUAAUCACAAAGUAUUUCAUUAUGGUGAUUGUGACGAAAAAUCGGUGCCAACAAUAGAUGAACUUCCUACAAAAUUAGCCGUUGUUGAAAUUCGUGGUUUAGUAACUGGUAGAGAUUGUCCACACAUGAAGGAUUUACAACGACGCAAAACUACACAUCAGUUGGCGUUUUCUUUAAUGUUGGAUUCUGUGGAAGUUUCAAGCCUAGACUUUGUUGCACCUGAUGAACAAGUUUUUGACUAUUGGACUGAUGGCAUUAACGCCUUACUCGGUAUUAGAAUGACCAGCAAACAAGCAGAUAACGAUUUGGAAACAUUACUAUCUAUGGAUAUUAAAUUAAGACUUUUAGACGCAGAAGGAAUUGUUAUUCCUCAAGAACCACCAGCUAUUCCUGAUCCGCCACCAAAUUACGAUUUUUGUUAUGAGUUAAAGUAAAAGUAUUUUUUAUGUUCAGGAAUCAUAGCAGUUUUAUGUGAGAUAUUUUAUUUUAGAUUUACAUUUUUAUACAAGUGAAUCAUUUUUAAUACUUUUAUUAAUGACGUUUACAUAUAGAAUACAUCAAAUUUUUAAUUAGAUAAAUUUAACAUAUUUUAAUUAUGUGAGGAGACGCAGUACACGUUACCAAAGAUAUAUUUUACAUUUUUAUAUAUACAAAUUACAUACAUUAUUUUAAAUAUCAUUUGUAUAUAUCAAUUUGAUACUUAUAUAACGAUAUAUCGAUUUUAUAUUAUAACGAUAGUACAUAGAUCGAAAAAUGAAUAUUAUUUACAAUUCCAUUAACAAUUUUUAUACUUACUUAAUGGUAAUCGUAAUGAGACUAUAUUUAAAAUCCUGUUCAAUCAACUUUUUAGAAAUUUAUAUAGAGGUGUAAUAAAUUUUUAAUGUAAGUUAAUAAAU
Molecule: messenger RNA, 2832 nt
Organism: Osmia bicornis bicornis
Lineage: Eukaryota; Metazoa; Arthropoda; Insecta; Hymenoptera; Megachilidae
Gene: Ced-12
Product: engulfment and cell motility protein 1
Exons: 7
Coding region: 190-2370 (726 amino acids)
Biological process (GO): cell motility; actin filament organization
Cellular component (GO): plasma membrane
Source: RefSeq, a predicted model, not a curated record